AUGCCGUUCAGCCUCCUGUCGCCUCUUCCUCUUCGCCCACCCUUCCGCCUACCAUCAGCCAAUCUCUGUCGCCGGCCCCUUUCAUCGUCAGCCGCCAGUCGGACCACAGCCUCACCGCAUGCUCUGGAGGUGCCGAAGGGGUUGAGGCGACGAGAUGUCUGGUGCAGCAGACAUUCUGUCUCCGGGCCUAGACCCCAGUCUCCCUGUCAAUCCUCCCUCUGGCCCCUUCGGAGGCCAAUGGGCCUAAACAUUUACCCCAUUGGUUGCGCCAAUUUAUGA
This is a messenger RNA of Protopolystoma xenopodis, 279 nucleotides long. NCBI's taxonomy places the organism in Eukaryota, Metazoa, Platyhelminthes, Monogenea, Polystomatidea, Polystomatidae. The record is from the annotation of a GenBank genome assembly.